GUGGUUUAGCAGCAGAGCGGAGCACAGAGAGCCGGGAUCUUCAUGUUGUUGAGCGCAAAUGCGAAUUGCGGUUCGAGUCCGUCCGUCAUGACUUUCGAAUGACCACAGCAGCGGUCAGUUUGACGCCUGCAGAACACCGUGCAUGCAGCCUAAGUGACAGCGCCGAGGCUUUUGUCUUCGAGGGGAAUUUCCAAGUGCAGAAUAGGCGUCUGGAGCUUCUGAACCAGACCAACAUUUUUUUUGAGCCGGUUCAUAUUCAUCUACGACGCAGCGGCCAUCGCAGUGGCUAAAUGAAGAACUUGUGAACAUGCACGAGGGAAGGACUCUACCUCUCACAUUGGUUACUUCCCCAGAUGCUUUGGCCCAAAGAAAGAUGGAAAGGAAUGGGAAGAACUUGAGCCAAGGCUGCUGCACAGCACCCAUUCAGUGAGCCAACAGGAGAUCCUCCAUACGCCACGUCGCUGAGCCUCUCACCCUUUCCUUUUGACCCCUCGGCCUACAAGCGCCAUGACCUCUGAGCUGGAGAGUAGCCUGACCUCAAUGGACUGGCUCCCCCAGCUCAGCAUGAGGGCAGCCAUCCAGAAGGCAGAUGCGGGACACCACCACGGCCACCACCAUGGACACCACCACCACGGUCACCAUCACGGGCAUGGACCUGGCAAGAAAAUUGCCCAUCUGGACGCAGGAACAACACUGGACCAGGAGGAAGCUGCACAGCACAGAGACGGUAAACCUCCCUACAGCUACGCCAGCCUGAUCACCUUUGCAAUCAACGGCUCGCCACGCAAGCGCAUGACCCUCAGUGAGAUCUACCAGUGGAUCUGUGACAACUUUCCCUACUACCGUGAGGCGGGCAGCGGCUGGAAGAAUUCUAUACGACACAACCUGUCCUUGAACAAGUGUUUUCUCAAAGUGCCUCGCUCCAAAGACGACCCUGGAAAAGGUUCGUACUGGGCCAUAGACACCAAUCCUAAAGAAGACACAGUACCCAGCAGACCAAAGAAGAGACCACGCUCUGGAGAAAGGGCAUCAACUCCUUACAGCCUGGAGUCAGAGUCUCUGAGAAUGGACUGCAUUAUGUCAGGAGGGGCGUCCCCCACUCUGGCCAUCAAUGCUGUAACCAACAAGGUAGCACUGUAUAACCCCGAGGCAGAAGGCAGUGAGAGUCCUAGGAGUCUGGGCAGCCUGAGCAACAGUCUUUCAGAGCAGAGUUUGGCAUCCGUCAACCUUAACAACCUGAACACCGCCGUCAGCAGCGGCAGCAACGUACACAGCUACACACCAGGGAGUAGCCACUCAGAGCCUUCGUCCCAGUCCCUGAGCCUCCAGCAGCCCGCCCAGCCGCCGCCACCUCCCCCGCCACAGCCUCAGUACGGUUUGCCCGUCCCGGAGUCGCGGGACAAGCAGCUCUGUUUCUCGAACUUUGAGGACCUUAGCGCUUCUUUCCGCAGUCUUUACAAGUGCGUCUUUGAGCAGUCCUUCUCACAGCAAGGUUUGAUGGGUAUGCCCGGGGAUUCCAGCCAGCAGGCCCGGAACGCCUGCUCCUACCAGCACUCUCCUGGUGCGGGAAAUGGCGGCGGCCACCACCAUCAACACAACCACGGCCAGGCGUCGCACCACCCCCAUCACCCUCAGCAGCACCUCUCCCCUCACUCCGCCCACAGUCAGCACCAGGCGCACGGUCAGCAUGGCCAGCACCAACAGCACCCAGCUCAUUCCCAGCAGCACCCAUCUCUCUCCCUCCAGAAUCACACUGGACAGACCUGCCCCACAACAGACUGGUACCCAAACCUGGACUGGCUUAAGGAGAGCUGCCGCAUUGCUACCAGCUACAACUGGGCUGACGUAGACCUCUCCCCAUUUCAAGGUCUGAAGGAGAGCAUGAGGCAGGCUGAGCUCAACAACUGGUCGCUGGACGCCGCCCAGAUGGCCGACCUGUGUUCCUCCAUUAACCAGUUCUUUACCGCCACGGGGGUCAUCCCCCCGCAGGGCGCCGCCCACCCACAACCUCAGGUCCAACACCCGACGCCACCAGGAGCACCGCAGCACCCGGCUCAGCCGCACGGAGCGAUGCACCCAAAGGCCAGCCAGCACAAUCAGCACGGGCAACACAACCAAAAUAACCAACACAUCAGCACGGGGAACAUGUACAUAGACUCGAGACAGAGCAUUUCCUCUCUGAUGGGCCCACCGGGAUACCCUCACAUGCCUCCCAUGAGCAACACGGCUCCCACCAUGACAGGUGACUCCUCCAUCGCCCUCUUAACAGGUCAUCUCAGCCAGCUGAGCCAGCAACAGCAACAACACCGGCUGCCUCUGGGACACUUCCAGGUGAGACGCAUGCUCACUGCAGACGACAUCCAGGACGACUUUGACUGGGACUCCAUUGUCUAAACUGAGCCGUUGGUGGAACAGAGGGAUGAAGAGAGAGACUGGAGAUGAGAGAGAGAGAGAGAGAGACAUGUGAUGACAGGUGAUGUAUGGAACUAGCUGACCUCCUUUCACUUGUGUGAAAAAAACAGAAGACAAUCCAACAAGUGGAUGUUGAGUCUAAAGACAAUCAUAUUAAAUGAGACUUACAUUUGAUUGGACCAAGCCGAGAUGUAAACAUAUCGUCCAAAGCAAAAUGACGUCUGAAGCUCUCUAAAUGUUGUGUCCCCCAGUGCCAACAGGGUUACAAGUCGCCAAAAUGUUUGUCAAAUCGUCUGUGAAUUUCUAGUGAAUUUUUAGUUUUCUUUUGGUUUUCUUAAAUCUUUUGUGUUUCCUGCUACAACGUGUGUCCCUUGUCUGCAAAGUUCCAGCGCCUUUGCCUGAAAUGAAUAGAAAACCUUGUCUUCUCUAAACUUCCUGCAGAACAACAUCUUUUACACACAUUCAACAAACUAUUUCAUCCUUUUCCUCCUCAACAUCUUUGUUCACUCUAAUUCUGGGCAUCUGUGUGGCUGUGGCUUUUACCACUACAGUUAGAAGGAGGAUUUAUGAAGAAGAAAGUAAUGACAGUGUACCUGUUUAACUUGAAUCAGCAGUAGAUGUGUGAAGCACCACCUGCUGGUUAGAACAGGCACCAUCAUAGUUUCCUUUAAAGAAAAAUCAAAAAACAAAUGCACCACAAUCUGUUCUUUCUUUAUGUUUGUUCUGUCACAUUGGACAACAAUCCUAAACCUCUAUUUUAUCAUUUUAAAUGUUGUUAUUGUGUGUGUGGAACAGUCCAUGGUGCCAUGUUCUCAGGGCGUUACAUUCAUAUACCAUGCCAGACCAACACAAAGAUAUUUACAUCUCUGUACACGUACGUGCGGUCACUGUGUGUUGUUCGGUGCUGUCAGUGUACACUUCCUGUUGGCGGACAGUGAGCCUUGUGGUGACUGUGGUCAAAAUUUUAAAAUCUUCAUUUGUCAGCUUAUAAGCUAACUGAUAGAACAUACUAUGGAAUAAGCUUUUCAGUAGCUCAAAGCAACAGCCACCAAUUAAGAUUAAAAUGAGACGCUGGCUAGACUUGGACUUUGUCAACAAUAAUACAUACUUCUCUGAGAUAUAUUUCAAUUUUAUUUUCCAAUUUUGGGAAAGUGCAUAUCAAUUAUGACCAGGCAGAGAAGGUCGUCCGUGAUUUUAAGAUGCCUCAUUUAGAAGACGACGAGCAGUUUUUGCACAACACCAAACUUGAUAGCAUCUAGUGAAUGAGAGAAAUAAAAGAAAACCGUGAACAUUUUAUUUCUUUGUUUCAAAAGACAUUUCAAAAAGAUCUAUCAGCAAAGGAGCAAAGAAUAAACAAAGGUUUUAAAUGCUCAACUUUUCUUACUGUGAUGUUUAAAUUUGUCUGUGUGUACAAGUGUGUAUAGUCCUCUCUGAAUUCCUUUAGCAUUCAGCUCAAAAAAUACACAUAAGAAACAAGUAAUUUCUUUGUAUUAAGUGGGUACAAAGUGAAAUAUGGGACCUUAAAGUGCUCUUUCGUUUGGAAGAUCUCAGUGAUUGUUCGAAUGGUCUAAACAAGGUCUCAUUGUUAAAAAAAAAAAAAAAGAAAGACAGAAAAAUACUCAUUAUUGCCAUUAAAUGCUGUAUUACAGUGACCAGCAUAUAUAUCUUGUACGUGUGUGUGUUGUUGUCAAUGUAAAUAACGGUAUGUUACUCCUAUGUUUGCCCUUGAAAAACACAGACUGAAAAGAGAAAACAGCAAAUGGAGAGAAAGUAUUUUGUUAUUUGUCCUUCAGGAGACACAGUAUGUACAUAUUCAGUAUAUUGUAAAUAGUUGAUGAAAAAAAAAUUGGCAUUGGCGUUUUGUGUUUUAAAUAAUCUGUGUAUUGGCAGUUCAACAGUUAAAAUCUGUUUCAGUGUUUAUUAAAAUGUCAUUGACCAUUUUUACUGCACUUACCUCA
Molecule: messenger RNA, 4370 nt
Organism: Perca flavescens (yellow perch)
Lineage: Eukaryota; Metazoa; Chordata; Actinopteri; Perciformes; Percidae
Product: forkhead box protein J3
Exons: 13
Coding region: 508-2394 (628 amino acids)
Biological process (GO): regulation of transcription by RNA polymerase II
Cellular component (GO): nucleus
Molecular function (GO): RNA polymerase II cis-regulatory region sequence-specific DNA binding; DNA-binding transcription factor activity, RNA polymerase II-specific
Source: RefSeq, a predicted model, not a curated record